This is a messenger RNA of Abrus precatorius (Indian licorice), 1506 nucleotides long. RefSeq names its product endoglucanase 1-like. The transcript is spliced from 7 exons. Bases 1 to 1506 code for a protein of 501 amino acids. NCBI's taxonomy places the organism in Eukaryota, Viridiplantae, Streptophyta, Magnoliopsida, Fabales, Fabaceae. Gene Ontology annotation, biological process: carbohydrate metabolic process. Gene Ontology annotation, molecular function: hydrolase activity, hydrolyzing O-glycosyl compounds. The record is from RefSeq and is a predicted model, not a curated record.
AUGCCAAAAGGGAUGGCUUCAGCCACCACAUUUUCACUAAUGUUACAGUUUCUGUUAUUAAUAUUUUGUUCAUUCAACCAGUUAAGCUUGGCAUUCACUUCGCAAGACUACCAUGAGGCUCUUGAGAAAUCCAUUCUCUUCUUUGAGGGACAGCGAUCUGGAAAGUUGCCUUCCAACCAGCGCCUCACAUGGAGAGCAGAUUCUGGAUUGUCCGAUGGCUCUUUUUAUCAUGUGGACCUAGUAGGUGGUUAUUAUGAUGCUGGAGACAACGUUAAGUUUGGGCUACCAAUGGCCUUCACCACUACAUUACUAGCAUGGAGCGUCAUUGAGUUUGGAAGCUCAAUGCAGGAACAGAUUGAUAAUGCUAGAGCCGCUAUUCGGUGGAGCACUGACUACCUUCUUAAGGCUGCCACCACCACUCCUGAUACAUUAUAUGUCCAAGUAGGAGACCCGAACAUGGAUCACAGGUGUUGGGAAAGGCCUGAAGAUAUGGACACUCCACGAAACGUGUAUAAGGUAUCAGCUCAAAACCCAGGGUCGGAUGUAGCGGCAGAGACGGCAGCAGCGCUCGCAGCUUCUUCAUUAGUCUUCAGAGAUUCGGAUCCCAACUACUCCUCCAUAUUGCUCCAAGCAGCCAUCAAAGUAUUCAAUUUUGCAGAUCGUUACAGGGGCUCUUACAGUGACUCUCUCAAUUCAGUGGUCUGUCCAUUCUACUGCUCUUACUCUGGUUACCAUGAUGAGCUUCUAUGGGGCGCAUCAUGGAUUUAUAAAGCCUCAGGAAUUAGCUCCUACAUGCAAUACAUACGAUCAAAUGGGCACGUAUUAGGCGCUGAUGAUGAUGAUUACUCUUUCAGUUGGGACGACAAGCGACCUGGAACAAAAGUCCUGCUUUCCAAGGAAUUUUUGGAGAAAAAUUCUGUAGAGUUCCAAUUAUAUAAGGCACAUGCAGACAAUUACAUAUGUUCGCUGAUGUCGGGAACCCCUCGUUUCCAGGCUCAGUUCACCCGAGGGGGGCUUCUGUAUAAAGGGAGCGAAAGCAAUUUGCAGUAUGUGACAUCGACGACGUUCCUUCUCUUGACAUACGGAAAGUAUCUGAAGGAACAUGGAGGAGUUGUGUCGUGUGGGACUUCAACGGUGACGGAUGAGAGUGUGGUAGCACUGGCCAAAACACAAGUGGAUUACAUUAUGGGGAACAAUCCCGCAAAGAUGUCUUAUAUGGUGGGUUUUGGGGAGAGGUAUCCAAAGCAUAUCCACCACAGGGGUUCCUCUCUACCUUCCAUUCAUGCCCACUCUCAACGCAUUUCCUGCAACAAUGGCUUUCAAUUCCUCUAUUCAGCCUCACCCAAUCCUAACCUCCUCGUUGGAGCCAUCGUCGGUGGUCCCGAUAGCAACGACAAUUUCUCUGAUGAUCGCAAUAACUAUCAGCAGUCAGAGCCUGCAACCUACAUCAAUGCACCUUUCGUCGGUGCUGUUGCCUUCUUCUCUGCCAUUCCCACAACUUUGUAA